Messenger RNA from Zerene cesonia (dogface butterfly), 577 nucleotides. RefSeq names its product mitochondrial import inner membrane translocase subunit Tim8 (gene Tim8). Lineage: Eukaryota; Metazoa; Arthropoda; Insecta; Lepidoptera; Pieridae. The record is from RefSeq and is a predicted model, not a curated record. The transcript is spliced from 2 exons. The coding region runs from base 129 to 401 and encodes 90 amino acids.
AAUCUGUGCAUUAAUCUGAAUUCUGUAGUUUAUGGCUCGCUGUUCAUAAUCAUUUCCAAUUUAUAACCUAUAACUUGUAUUUUUUUAGAUUAAAUUAGGUUUUCAUAAGGUAAAUCAUACAAAGCAUAAUGACUGAUUUACCAGAUUUUUCAAGUGGUAAAGGUGCGGAUUCCGAACUUCAGGAUUUCUUAUUGGCGGAAAAGCAAAAAGCUCAAUUUCAUGCUCAGAUUCACGAGUUCAACGACUUCUGCUGGGACAAAUGUGUAGACAAACCAGGAUCAAAAUUAGAUUCCAAAACAGAAACCUGUAUCACAAAUUGUGUCGAGAGAUUUAUUGAUGUUUCAUUACUUAUUACAAAUAGAUUUGCACAAAUGUUAGAAAAGGGAGGUGGCAUGCAGUGAACAUAAAUUAAAUAUCAUCUGAUGUGUUCACAAUACAAAUGUUUAUUUGAAUAAAUAUAUUUGUUAAUGAGAAAUUGUAUUCUACAAUUUCCAAAUUUAGAGUUAUUAGUAGUGAUAUUGUUGCAUUAAUUUCGCAUUUUAGUCAGUAAGACAGUAUAUAAAUAAAAGUCUUGUUU